GACUUGUAGUUGAAUUUGUAUUGAAGUACAACAACAGUAUGAAGCUGGACCAUUGCGUUGUAUCACGAACUUGACGUUUCAAUAUACAUAAGUCCUGACAGACAUUUAGGAAUUUAGAUCUCGUGUUUGUAAAUCAAUUUAGCGAUGGCUGAGAAGUGUGGAUCAUCAAGCUCUUCACCGAACCUGAUAUGUCCAUUAUGUCUUGAUAUAUUUGUCGAGGCGACAAUCUUAACUUCAUGUGGACACACAUUUUGUAGGCGAUGCCUCAAGAAAUACGAUCUAACCCACCAGGACCUUGAUCACAUGGUCUGUCCUCUCUGCAGGGAGAUCACCGAGUUGUCCGCCAACCGUGUCGAUGAUCUCCGCCUCAAUGUCGCCAUCAACGGAUGCGUAGACGAUUUUCACGCCAAGUGCGGAGGGAUGAAUGCUGUCCUUGAGAUGUGCCAGAAAUGUACCGCUUGCAAGUCUCUGGAAGACGCUGUGUCAUUCUGCAGAACAUGUAAUUAUUACAUGUGUGAUGAGUGCUUACAUUGUCAUCGACAUCUUACAGUUGUCUUCGAAGGUCAUGAGAUUGUAUCCAUGGAUGAUGUCGUCGAAGGAAAGGUCAGCAUUGGUCAUUUAUUCGAGAAGUGUUCCAUCCACAAACAAGAAAACAAAGAUAUGUUUUGUGAGGAUUGUAAGGUCCAUGUCUGUCACAAGUGCAUACUCGUUGAUCAUCAAAAUCACAAAAUCAAGAACCAGGUUAACUUUGAGCAGGAGUUGCGACAGAAGGUGACAGACCUUGCUCAGCGAUGUGCCGACAAGAAAGCAGAGCUGGAGAAGAACAUUCAGAACAUAGAAAUACAACGUAAUGAGGUACACACUGCAGUGCAGACACUACUAGAUGAUGCCAGACAAGCCUACAGCAUCAAGGCCAAACAGCUGGAUGAAAAUCUUCGAAAUCUCACCGAGCAAAUAAAUGCCUUAGAACGUAGUUUUGAUGACGACCUCGACGUCUUGAAGUCAAAAUGUCGACAGAGGAUCAAGAGUAUUUGUAGUUCAAUUACUUUGGUAGAUAAUGACAGACUGGGUCAUCUUGAGACAGACACUCUAUCUGCUCAUAUCUUGCUCUGUGAGGAGCUGGAUACCAUGCUGAAGGAGGUUACUGAUCGCACUUCUGCGGAAGCUAUUAAGAAGAAAGCACAGGAGAAGAGGUUCAAACCAGCAGACGAUACUCGUCUUGACCUCGGGAGCAUCUCGGGAUCAGAUCACAAGAUGGAUGUCAUUCAGUGUGUUGAUCUACGGGAAGCGAUGCAAGGUAUGGCACGGCACUCCAAUAGCACUGUCGCUAUCGGGUAUGGGUGGAAUGCACAAGUUAUUGAUAUCAUUGAUUCAAAUGGUGGAAACCAGCGGUAUAGAAACACACCCUUUAGUGACAUGGAAUGUUAUGAUCUGGUUUUGCAACGGGACGGGUCGUUAUGCGUGUCCACUUGUUCUUAUACGGAAGCCUACAUCUACUCUCCCCUUGGCUCCAGGAAAGCAACAAUCCACGUGAGAGACAGUGGAUAUCUUCUCAAAGUUAACAGAAGUCCAUCAGAUGAAAUCAUCAUUACUAACUAUGGAAAACAAGUCUAUAUCUAUGACCCGUCAGGAUCCACUCUUAAACACACUGUUCAAACAAAGCACGAUACGUGGCAGGCAUCUACCACCAGGACGGGUUUGAUCGUCACGAGUCCAUGUUUGGACGAUCCAAGCGUUGUGACGGUCUAUGACAGGGAUGGGAAUGCUGGUGAGUCUCUACACGCUCCAGAGGAUGUCUACCUGUAUGCUGCCGUGGAUGAGAAGGACAGGGUGUAUGUAGCGAGUGUUGAUAAGAAGAAUAAUAGCGUCGUGAUCAGGCUCUAUGAUCUUGAUGGUCUGAACCUGAAGGAAAGAGUUGAGUUCAAUGCACUUGAUAUGACAUUGAAAUAUGGGUGGUGUUACUUGGUUUCCCUCUCCCCAGACAUGCUCGCCUUUGCUUGUCACAAGAAGUUAUAUUUCAUCAAGGUAUCACUGUAAUCCAGAUUGUCUCACACCAUAUGGUAUCACAGCCCAAUAUUGUGUAAUAUGUAUUCACCCAGCUAUCCUGUUUUACCUCCAUGGUUCCAUAUUCUAUUGUUUAUUCUAAUUUCACGAUAUCUUAUUCCAAUGGUAGGAUCCAUCAUGUGACAUUCGUAGGAAUACACAGACUAGUCACGCAUGCUAUAGAACUAUCAGUAAAAUUCCUUUAAAAAUGGGUUCUCCUGUCUGAAAAUAGUAAAAUCAGAAUAUAUAUUAUGAUGUACUCCAUAGUAUAAAAUGGCAAAACGCUGAAAAUUUCAUCAAAAUCUGAUAAAACAAACUAAUCAAUACGUAAGUUUAUCGAUGUUCUGUGAAAACAGCUCUAUUCAUGCAAUGACCAGUGAUAGGUGGGCUGAUGUCGUGUGGUCCUAACUUUCCCUUUUCUUAUUUCAUUAACGGACAUCACAAUGUAUGUGUGUAAAAUAUGUUUCAACAAUGAUGAUAUUACCGUCAAAGCAGUAACCAAUCUUAUAACAGUGUCACCAAAGUAACGCAAUGCUGAUAAAAUUUUCAGUUUUUUGUUUGUCACUCUCAGCCUGAGUACCCCUUCAUUACUGUAUUGAUCUAUAUUUUGUAAAUAAUUUUGGGUGUAUAUAUACAAAACAUGUUGGUGAGGAUUUUUAUACUGGACUGUGGAGAAAGUGCGAUUGGUUGGUUGUUAGUAAUCAACCAGUGAACCGACGGCUUAAGGUCCUCUCCGAGGGACCUGAUAAUAAUAUCGUAUAAAAGGGCACUAGCGCUCUGACUUGUCAUCUAACCCACUCCACCGGAUUGAGAGACCAACAUAGGCCAACGAUUUCAUGUAUGUGUGUUUGUAAGCAACCAUAUCCUUGAGUCAUAGCCAUGUAUCUGAUUCAAAUUUGUUUUGUUAAUAUUCUCGUAGUUAUCGUGUACAGUAAUGUACAGUAUAUGGACAUCAACAUAUUUCCUUAAAGCGUCGGAUAUUUAGUUCUCAUGUCUAUUUCAUCAAAUAAUAUGACUUCAUAAUUUAAUAGGUUGUUAGGCGCAACGAACUUUUCUAUUGAAUUUGAUCAUUAUAAUGCAUAUGAUGAUGACCCCUUGUUAUCUCCUACUAAUAAUGAAUAAUGCAAUGUGAAGGUGUAAUCACUUUGUAAAUACAAUGUGAACGUGUAAUCACUUUGUAAAAAAGCUCCAAAAUGACAUACUGCUGU
Lytechinus pictus (painted urchin) is the source of this 3251-nucleotide messenger RNA. RefSeq names its product tripartite motif-containing protein 2-like. Gene Ontology annotation, molecular function: ubiquitin protein ligase activity; protein binding; zinc ion binding. The transcript has 2 exons. Bases 145 to 2037 code for a protein of 630 amino acids. Gene Ontology annotation, biological process: protein monoubiquitination. Lineage: Eukaryota; Metazoa; Echinodermata; Echinoidea; Temnopleuroida; Toxopneustidae. The record is from RefSeq and is a predicted model, not a curated record.